Messenger RNA from Helianthus annuus (common sunflower), 685 nucleotides. RefSeq names its product ras-related protein RABA1g. The record is from RefSeq and is a predicted model, not a curated record. Lineage: Eukaryota; Viridiplantae; Streptophyta; Magnoliopsida; Asterales; Asteraceae. Bases 1 to 588 code for a protein of 195 amino acids. The transcript is spliced from 2 exons. Gene Ontology annotation, cellular component: endosome. Gene Ontology annotation, molecular function: GTPase activity; GTP binding.
AUGGGGUCAUUUGCAGACGAAGAUUACGAUGAGUUGUAUAAGGUAGUUCUUAUCGGUGAUUCAGGUGUCGGUAAAUCUAACCUUUUGUCACAAUUUUCCAAGAAUGAAUUCAGCCACGACUUCAAAUCCACAAUCGGGGUUGACUUCUCAAAUCGUAACAUUGAAGUUGAUGGCAAGAUCAUCAAGGCCAAAAUCUGGGACACUGCCGGACAAGAAAGAUACCGAGGCCUCACAAGCGCUUAUUACCAAGGAACAGUGGGUGCGCUAAUCGUGUACGACAUCACCCGAAAAGUAACAUUUGAAAAUGUGGAGCGAUGGCUAAGGGAGCUUCGAGAACACAUGGAGCAAACCAUUGUGGUCAUGCUCAUUGGCAACAAGGCUGAUCUAGGUCACUCACGAGCUGUUCCAACAGACGAAGCCAAGGCGUUUUCAAAAAGAGAGAACAUGUUUUUUAUGGAAACAUCUGCUCUGGAGGCGUUGAAUGUCGAAAAAGCUUUCACAGAAUUACUGUCACAGAUCUAUCGCGGUAUGAACCGAAAGGCGCUUGGCAUGUCUACUGUGAAGAAAGCCGGGUGUUGCUCUACGUGAGCGUUUAGUCAGCCAAAGGUCGAACACCACGAACUAGAUACCGUGGCAUGUUAAUAUUCGUGUUAUUUGCAACCUUUUUCUUUAGACUUUUUUUUCU